Puma concolor (puma) is the source of this 1167-nucleotide messenger RNA. It is a transcript of the gene CC1H2orf69, whose product is annotated as chromosome C1 C2orf69 homolog. Gene Ontology annotation, cellular component: mitochondrion. Lineage: Eukaryota; Metazoa; Chordata; Mammalia; Carnivora; Felidae. The record is from RefSeq and is a predicted model, not a curated record.
AUGUGGGAGUUCAGGCUCCUGCGGUCGCCACCGCUGCUGCUCCUCCUGCCGCAGCUCAGCCUCGGAAUCGCCGCGUCCCGCUCGCAGGCCGAAACCAUGAACCUGGGCGGCGGCAGCGGUGCGCCGUUCUCCCCGUCGGCGGAGGGGCGCCGGACGCAGUGCCUGCAGCUGUCCACGGUGCCGGGAGCUGACCCGCAGCGCAGCAACGAGUUGCUCCUGCUGGCGGCGGAGACAGCCGGGGAGGGACCGGAACGGCGGGCCCUCCCUGGGGACCGGGCGAAGGAGGAGCCGCAGCCAGCGUCCCAGCAUCACGUUCUCUAUUUCCCGGGGGAUGUGCAGAAUUACCAUGAAAUUAUGACUCGUCAUCCUGAGAAUUAUCAGUGGGAAAACUGGAGUCUAGAAAAUGUGGCCAACAUUUUAGCCCACCGGUUCCCCAAUAGUUACAUUUGGGUGAUAAAGUGUUCUCGAAUGCAUUUGCACAAAUUCAGCUGCUAUGAUAAUUUUGUGAAAAGUAAUAUGUUUGGUGCUCCAGAACACAAUACUGACUUUGGAGCUUUUAAGCACCUUUAUAUGUUAUUAGUUAAUGCUUUUAACUUAAGUCAGAACAGUUUGUUAUCAAAGAAGAAUGUGAAAGAUUUGAAUCAGGACUCCAAAGCAUCUAAUUGUAGAUCCAGUUCUUCUCACACUACUAAUGGUUGCCAGGGAGAAAAAGAGAGGACCUGUGAAAAGUUUGAUGAGUCUGCCAUGAGUUUUUAUCCACCAUCACUAAAUGGUGCUUCUUUUACUUUGAUCGGAUUCAGUAAAGGUUGUGUUGUUUUGAAUCAAUUGCUUUUUGAAUUAAAAGAAGCCAAGAAAGACAAGAACAUAGAUGCUUUUAUCAAAAGCAUAAGAACAAUGUACUGGCUGGAUGGUGGUCAUUCCGGAGGAAGCAAUACUUGGGUUACUUAUCCAGAAGUCUUGAAAGAAUUUGCACAAACAGGAAUUAUUGUUCAUACCCAUGUAACACCUUACCAAGUAUGUGAUCCAAUGAGAUCUUGGAUUGGAAAGGAGCACAAGAAAUUUGUUCAAAUACUUGGAGAUUUUGGUAUGCAGGUGACUAGCCAAAUUCAUUUUGCAAAGGAAGCUCCUUCCAUAGAGAAUCACUUCAGGGUUCAUGAAGUAUUUUGA